AGUUCCUACAAUGCUGAUUUUGAUGGAGAUGAAAUGAAUGUUCAUUUACCACAAGAUGAAAUCUCACGUUCUGAAGCUUAUAACAUUGUGAAUGCAAACAAUCAGUAUAUAGUUCCAGCAAGGGGAGAUACUGUUAGAGGCUUAAUCGAAGAUCAUAUUGUCAGUUCUGUUCUUCUCACAAUGCAAGAUACAUUUUUAAACAGUGAACAGUUCAAUCAACUUCUUUAUGCUUCUGGUGUUUUUAAUGGAGGUAAUUCAAGACAUGGUAAAAAUUCAUCUACCGAUAAAGGCUGCUUUGUGAAGCCUGUUCUUCCAGCUGUCUGGAAGCCAAAGCCUCUUUGGACAGGAAAACAAGUGAUAACAGCGUUGUUAAAUCAUCUGACUAGAGGUUAUACGCCUUGUAUUGUUCAUAACAACGUGAAGAUACCAUAA
Molecule: messenger RNA, 432 nt
Organism: Lactuca sativa (garden lettuce)
Lineage: Eukaryota; Viridiplantae; Streptophyta; Magnoliopsida; Asterales; Asteraceae
Source: RefSeq, a predicted model, not a curated record